This is a messenger RNA of Ilyonectria robusta, 2502 nucleotides long. RefSeq lists its product as uncharacterized. The record is from RefSeq and is a predicted model, not a curated record. Gene Ontology annotation, molecular function: UDP-glycosyltransferase activity; hexosyltransferase activity. Bases 1 to 2502 code for a protein of 833 amino acids. Lineage: Eukaryota; Fungi; Ascomycota; Sordariomycetes; Hypocreales; Nectriaceae. The transcript is spliced from 6 exons. Gene Ontology annotation, biological process: carbohydrate metabolic process.
AUGCCACUGAGAGGGAUCAAGUCCGAUGGACUUGGCCACAUCGCUCUAGACAAUGCGAACCCCAACCAUGCGCCAUCUGGAAACGCCGCGUCGAUGUUCGAUUUCACAACAGCCCACAGAUGCUCACGGCAUGGCAAUCCGCGUCUCAACAUCGCCAUUCAUGUUGUUGGCUCCCGGGGCGAUGUUCAGCCUUUCGUCCCCAUUGCCCAGCUGCUGUCUAGACCGCCAUUCAACCACCGCGUGCGUAUUUGCACGCACCCUAUCUUCAAGGACUUUGUUGAAGAACAAGGCGUGGAAUUCUUCAGCAUUGGCGGCGAUCCUGAAGCCCUCAUGGCUUACAUGGUCAAGAAUCCAGGCCUACUACCGAGCCGCAAAAGCGUCAAAGACGGUGACGUUGGUAAGAGGCGGAAGGAGAUGUGGGAGAUCAUGCAUGGCGCAUGGCGGAGCUGUAUUGAGGCUGGCGAUGGGAUGGGGACAGAGCCGAUAAAGGCGGCUGAUGUGCAGAUGCCAAAAGACCUCUUUAUCGCCGAUGCUAUCAUUGCCAACCCCCCUUCUAUGGCUCAUAUUCAUUGCGCCGAAAAGCUAGGCAUUCCCUAUGGGGACGCCAACGCAGCAAUUGCCAACUACCUCUCAUUUAUGAUGCUAGAGCUAUUGACCUGGCAAGGGCUUGGGGAUUUGAUCAAUAAGCUACGCACCAAGGUCUUGCGCCUUGAUCCCAUCAGUCCAAUGUGGGGAUAUCAGCUUCUCUCUCGACUCCGCGUACCUUUCAGCUAUCUCUGGUCUCAAUCUCUAAUCCCAAAGCCGUUCGAUUGGGCUCCCCAUAUAAAUAUCACUGGCUUUUCUUUUCUGCCCUUGGCAUCCUCUUACACCCCUCCUCCGGAUCUAACUGCAUUUCUGGAGAAAGGGAGGCAUCCUGUAUACAUCGGGUUUGGGUCUAUAAUCAUUGAGAACCCACAAGCUCUCACCGAACUGAUUUUCAAUGCAGUCAAGAUUGCAAAGGUCCGUGCUAUCGUCUCCCAUGGUUGGGGGACGAUAGGCGGCAAACCUGCUGACAUUCCCGAGAAUAUAUACCUCAUUGGCAACUGCCCACAUGACUGGCUCUUUCAGCGUGUUUCUGCUGUUGUCCAUCACGGGGGUGCUGGAACCACAGCGGCUGGUAUUGCUGCUGGGCGGCCAACUGUAGUUGUGCCUUUCUUUGGUGACCAGCCCUUCUGGGGCCAGAUGGUAGCUCGAGCAGGCGCCGGUCCAACGCCAGUCCCUUUCAAGGAGAUGACAGCAGAAACACUGGCCGCCAGCAUCUUGUUUGCACUCAAGCCGGUGGUUGGUGAAGCGGCGCAGAAAAUGUCACACACCAUCACACAGGAAAACGGAGCGAGCACGGCAGCUGCGGAUUUCUUCGAUCGACUAGGCAUUGACGACCUCCGGUGUGAUUUAUGUCCAGACAGGCUGGCAGUCUGGCGAUAUAAGUCCACUGGUAUUCGCCUCAGCGGGUUUGCCAUGUCAUGCCUCCUCGAUAAAGGCUUGAUCCAACCAAAUGACAGCGAGCUCAUUCAACACAAGCACUGGUAUGUCAACGAAGGUGCCGAACACCCAAUAAUCGGCGCUGUAGCCGCUGUGUCGGGAUUUUUCACGGCCGUGGGUACAGCAGCGAGUGGCUAUUCCAGCCGCUUGAAAGGGCGGCCUGGACAGCUUGCACCCGUGGGCAAAACAAGUCAGCCGUCUUCCUCAGCAGCGGCUAUCAUUGAUGAAGAUGUGGAAGCAUUGGCACAGCUAAGUAACCAGGGAAAUUCCCACGACGGCAUCCUCAAAGACUUUUUGCACUCUAAUCCCCUAACUUCUGUUGAGAUGGAAACUAUCGCUCAUAAACUGGCCACCAAGUCGCUUCACACUGCUGAACCUAACGUUGCUAAGUUCCAGCGAGCACCAACGGCUUACGAGAAGCGGAAAGCGGCUUGGCGAGCACAGGAACAGGGCAAGCAUGGAAAUGCUUACUAUAUCACGCGCGUCACGGGACGGUUCGCCGCUGAUAUAACCAAGACAGGUCUGAAGGCACCUGUAGCGUUUUUCUACAACAUCGCCAAUGGCUUCCAUAACUAUCCCUCAUAUAGCUUCGGUGCGACAGAGGUGCGACGGCGUGAUGAGAUUACAGGAUUGGGAAGUGGUCUCCAGACAGCAGGGAAAGAAUUUGUUCUGGGAUUCUGGGAUGCGUUCAGCGGCGUUGUCAUGAAGCCGUACGAAAAUGUGCGAGAUGAGGGUGCAAAGGGGCUCCUCAAAGGCAUUUUACGCGGUGCGAGAGGGUUCGCGUACAACCUCGGCGCCGCAAUAUUUGCCGUUCCAGGCUACACGCUCAAGGGUAUCGAGAAGGAGGUGUCAAAGCAUCAUCUCACUAAACUAAAAAGUGAAAUCAUGUUGAUCAGACUAAGACAAGGUCUAGACGAUUUUCGAUGGGCUACUCCAGAGGAGAGGGAAGCGGUGGUGACGAGAUGGAAAUCAAGGUCCUGA